CCCGAGAAGCCGAGAGCUGUAAUGCUGUCAACUUGUUAUUUACUUUCCAAAUCUGAAUGACUGAGCAAGGCGAAAGAAGAAUCAAUCAACCACAAUGUGACCCUACAGGCGGAAAAAACGCAGCGCUCCCACCAGCAGGCGGUGGGGGAAGGGAAGCACGUGUAACCAGGGCAGAGUUGCAUCAGGAGCUCGCUCGGGUUUUCUAUUGCACCCUUCGUUUUUCGAUUGCAUGUAAUACCUCAGCAUCAGUCUGCACAAGCCCAGGGAGCCCGGGAGCAACGAAGGGCAGGCUCAAGGCAAGGCCCUACCAAGUCCUUUUGGGGGGGCCUUGAAAGGCCAACUGAUACAUAAUAAGAUACAAUCUAUUCUGCUGAUUCACAAUUAUGGAGACUGUGUAAUUGAAGAUAGACGAGAGACCUGAAAAUAAACCCUCCAAGGAAGGGAGGAUUUGCCUGCAUUUGGCUCUGAGUGCUCAUUGAACAUCUGUGCCUGACAUUGGGCCGUGAAGACUCAACACCCAACAAUUUUUUAACAGUAACUUGAGGCCCGUCAGAUUUGAACAAAGGAAACUGGCUGGUUGUUGUGGACGCCUUGCCAUUUCUAUGAUCGGAUGCUGGGAAGCCCUCUGCUCCAAAGGUGUACAGAUGAAGUCACCAUAAAGAGGGUGGCUCCCGCUUCAUUAAGACCUCAUCGCUGAGAGGUGAGGCUAAGAUGAGCAUAACCAGUGACGAGGUGAACUUUCUGGUGUAUCGGUAUCUCCAGGAGUCAGGCUUUUCCCACUCGGCUUUUACGUUCGGGAUCGAGAGCCACAUCAGCCAGUCCAACAUCAAUGGGACGUUAGUGCCACCGGCUGCCCUCAUCUCCAUUCUGCAGAAGGGGCUGCAGUAUGUGGAAGCCGAGAUCAGCAUCAAUGAGGAUGGCACAGUGUUUGACGGCCGCCCCAUAGAGUCCCUGUCCCUGAUCGACGCAGUGAUGCCCGACGUGGUGCAGACACGGCAGCAGGCGUUCCGAGAGAAGCUCACUCAGCAGCAGGCCAGUGCGGCGGCAGCGGCGGCGGCGGCAGCAGCAGCGGCGGCAGCAGCAGCCGCCACGGCGACGGCAGCAGUGGCAACCCCAGCGGCUGUUUCCCAGCAAAACCCACCAAAGAACGGAGAGGCGACGGUGAACGGAGAGGAGAACGGAUCACACGUAAUAAAUAAUCAUUCGAAACCAAUGGAAAUAGAUGGGGAUGUUGAGAUUCCACCCAACAAAGCCACAGUCCUCCGGGGCCAUGAGUCCGAGGUGUUCAUUUGUGCCUGGAACCCUGUCAGUGACCUGCUAGCUUCUGGAUCCGGAGACUCCACGGCAAGGAUCUGGAACCUUAAUGAGAACAGCAAUGGGGGGUCCACGCAGCUUGUGCUGAGGCACUGUAUCCGGGAAGGGGGCCACGAUGUCCCCAGUAACAAAGACGUCACCUCGCUGGACUGGAACAGCGAUGGAACACUACUGGCUACAGGUUCAUAUGAUGGUUUUGCAAGAAUAUGGACGGAAGAUGGUAACCUGGCCAGCACCUUAGGCCAACAUAAAGGCCCCAUCUUUGCCUUGAAAUGGAACAAAAAGGGGAAUUAUAUUUUGAGUGCUGGUGUGGACAAAACAACAAUAAUUUGGGACGCCCACACAGGAGAAGCCAAACAGCAGUUUCCUUUUCAUUCGGCGCCCGCCCUGGACGUGGACUGGCAGAACAACACUACCUUCGCCUCCUGCAGCACCGACAUGUGCAUCCAUGUCUGCCGGCUCGGCUGUGACCGCCCCGUCAAAACCUUCCAAGGACAUACAAAUGAGGUCAAUGCCAUCAAGUGGGAUCCUUCUGGAAUGUUGCUGGCAUCCUGCUCAGAUGACAUGACAUUGAAGAUCUGGAGUAUGAAGCAGGACACGUGUGUCCAUGACCUUCAGGCUCACAGCAAGGAGAUCUACACCAUCAAGUGGAGCCCCACGGGGCCAGCCACCAGCAACCCAAACUCCAGCAUCAUGCUGGCCAGUGCUUCUUUUGAUUCUACGGUCCGGCUAUGGGAUGUGGAGCGAGGCGUCUGCAUCCACACACUGACCAAGCAUCAGGAGCCUGUCUACAGCGUAGCUUUCAGCCCUGAUGGGAAAUACCUGGCCAGUGGCUCCUUCGACAAGUGUGUCCACAUCUGGAAUACCCAGAGUGGAAGUCUCGUCCACAGCUACCGAGGCACCGGCGGCAUCUUUGAGGUGUGCUGGAAUGCCCGAGGAGACAAAGUGGGGGCCAGUGCGUCCGAUGGCUCUGUGUGUGUUCUGGAUCUGCGGAAGUGACCACAAAAUGUCACAGAAAAAAAGAGACAAACGAUUCUAAAGGACCAGCAGGGAAUGUGUGAGGCUGCAGCACUGUUCAGACACAACUCUUGCCAGCUCCAGAACGGUGCGCACUGACCUGGUUAGUGUGUACUCUGAGACCAGCCCAGCCCUGGCCGCAGGAGGCUGUAUUUUUAUCACAAUCUUCAUCAAGAAGUUUAUAAAACACAAAAGGCAAACAAGAGCAAAAGCAAAAACACGGUCAUAUCCAAGGGGGAAAGAAUGGUCCCCGCCGAGGACAGUCAGUCCAGGGAACGCGAGGCCACCAGGUGGAUGGUGCAUGGUUUCCAUCCGGAACAGGCUCUGUGAUGGCUGAACAGAACAGAGUGGAAAACAAUUUUAAAAGCUGUGCCAAAAAAGAGGAAAGAAAAAGAAAAAUGCUGUGAUAAACCUACCAAAAGGGGAAGAACAAAAAGCCCCACAAACCCCCCUCGCCGUGGCAUCACUUUAUUUUGUGUUUUGUUUCCCCUAACGAUUUGGACACUACAGUGGCUCUGAGAAAGGAUCUUCAGAGACCAGUUUGUACCAAUGAGAUGUGCAACUUCGUCACCCCACAAGGCCGUCUCCUUUCUAGGAUCUUUGUUCAGUGGUGUUUCUCUUGGCUGGGAUUGUGUCGUCCAGGGCCUGCGGUCUGAGAUGGAAACUGGUGUUGGUGUUUGCUCCUUGCCUCCAUCGCCCGCCGCCCCCGCCACCUUCCUCCUCUGUCUGGUGAGGUCUGGCUUUCCCUGCACCCUCCAUAGGCACAGCCACGUGGACACGAUGAGAAGAUCUCUGGUGGACAGCUUUCCCCACCUCCACCCUCCCUGCCCCCCCUUUGCGUCCUCCCCCAUCCACCCCACCCCCACCCCGUCUCUCUCUCUCUCUCUCUCUCUUUCUCUCUCUGUCCUUUGUCAUAGUCACUUCAGAUCUGAGGUCUCAAGGGCACUUUUGGUGCAUAACAAGUGCUUUAUGUAAGAAGGCAGGGCCGGGGAACUUUUUACAGGAGAAAAAAAAAUGACUUAUAAGAGAAAGAGCCUGGAGUAUUUUUGGAAAAAAAAAAAAUAUUUUUAUGUUAAAACAAUUUUAAAAUCCUAAAAUGGCCAUCAGACAUAGAGAGCUUUGUGUGAUUCAUAUUUUAGAAAGAAUUUAAGAAGACACAGGCAGGGUCUGCAGAAACUCUUCCCUUCCUCCUCAGCUUCAUGAAAGGUGGUCAAGAAAACACCCAUGGAGGUCGCCCCUGGGGGUGAUCACGCCUGAGACAGCAGGGGCCUCCAGCAGCCAGUGAGAAGGAUCCCAGCUCUGGGGUGGAGGAAGAGCAGUGUGUUUACUGUAGCAGUGACAACGGGAGCAUGCUUGGACCACGAGGAAGUGUUUCUGGAACCAGAGGGUACACUGGAGAAGCCCACACCUCAGCUGGAUCCACCUGUCACCCACACAUUCCCUCAGCAGGGCAGCAGUGGCCACUCCACCAGGAGCAUGUGACAGGCUAUGCCUUUCCCUCAGCAUGGCGGUGAUGGCCAGUCCAUCGAGAGCAUGACAGGGCACCAGGGCCUCUCCAGCAGGAGCCUGCAACAGGCCACACCUUUCCCUCAGCAGGCUGCUCCACCAGGAGCUUUAUGGGGUAGCAGUGUCCUCUCCAGCAGGAGCCUGCUACAGGCCACACCUUUCCCUCAGCAGGCUGCUCCACCAGGAGCUUGAUGGGGUAGCAGUGUCCUCUCCAGCAGGAGCCUGCUACAGGCCACACCUUUCCCUCAGCAGGCUGCUCCACCAGGAGCUUUAUGGGGUAGCAGUGUCCUCUCCAGCAGGAGCCUGCUACAGGCCACACCUUUCCCUCAGCAGGCUGCUCCUCCAGGAGCUUGAUGGGGUAGCAGUGUCCUCUCCAGCAGGAGCCUGCUACAGGCUGCACCUUUCCCUCAGCAGGCUGCUCCUCCAGGAGCUUGAUGGGGUAGCAGUGUCCUCUCCAGCAGGAGCCUGCUACAGGCCAUUUCUUUCCCUCAGCAGGCUGCUCCACCAGGAGCUAUAUGGGGUAGCAGUGUUCUCUCCAGCAGGAGCCUGCUACAGGCCACACCUUUCCCUCAGCAGGCUGCUCCUCUAGGAGCUUGAUGGGGUAGCAGUGUCCUCUCCAGCAGGAGCCUGCUACAGGCUGCACCUUUCCCUCAGCAGGCUGCUCCUCCAGGAGCUUGAUGGGGUAGCAGUGUCCUCUCCAGCAGGAGCCUGCUACAGGCUGCACCUUUCCCUCAGCAGGCUGCUCCUCUAGGAGCUUGAUGGGGUAGCAGUGUCCUCUCCAGCAGGAGCCUGCUAUAGGCUGCACCUUUCCCUCAGCAGGCUGCUCCACCAGGAGCUUUAUGGGGUAGCAGUGUCCUCUCCAGCAGGAGCCUGCUACAGGCUGCACCUUUCCCUCAGCAGGCUGCUCCUCUAGGAGCUUGAUGGGGUAGCAGUGUCCUCUCCAGCAGGAGCCUGCUACAGGCUGCACCUUUCCCUCAGCAGGCUGCUCCACCAGGAGCUUUAUGGGGUAGCAGUGUCCUCUCCAGCAGGAGCCUGCUACAGGCCACACCUUUCCCUCAGCAGGCUGCUCCUCCAGGAGCUUGAUGGGGUAGCAGUGUCCUCUCCAGCAGGAGCCUGCUACAGGCUGCACCUUUCCCUCAGCAGGCUGCUCCUCCAGGAGCUUGAUGGGGUAGCAGUGUCCUCUCCAGCAGGAGCCUGCUACAGGCCAUUUCUUUCCCUCAGCAGGCUGCUCCACCAGGAGCUAUAUGGGGUAGCAGUGUUCUCUCCAGCAGGAGCCUGCUACAGGCCACACCUUUCCCUCAGCAGGCUGCUCCUCUAGGAGCUUGAUGGGGUAGCAGUGUCCUCUCCAGCAGGAGCCUGCUACAGGCUGCACCUUUCCCUCAGCAGGCUGCUCCUCCAGGAGCUUGAUGGGGUAGCAGUGUCCUCUCCAGCAGGAGCCUGCUACAGGCUGCACCUUUCCCUCAGCAGGCUGCUCCUCUAGGAGCUUGAUGGGGUAGCAGUGUCCUCUCCAGCAGGAGCCUGCUAUAGGCUGCACCUUUCCCUCAGCAGGCUGCUCCACCAGGAGUGCACACUCAGCAAGUCCUUCCAUGCAGAUCCCACAUAAAGGGCCCUGGCACAUCCCUUGGUGUAAUGAUGAUAAAAGUUAACGUGGAAGGAAGGUUUUUUUCAGUGCUGAACAUGAAUUACAUAGGUAGAAAGUCACUAGAAGUUUCUGCCACCUUUAUAAUUUCUUUCUCUCACAAAAGACUAGGAGAAAGAUUCUUCUUUUUUUUUUUUUUUAAAUAAUGAAUCUUUUUACUGUUUUUAAAAAAGUAAACAAAGCUUUGUGUUCCUAGAAGAGCUUCCUUUCAUUGGUCAUGCGACCGUUGUACUCCCAUUGUCAUGAGCCGACGCUGACUUAUUUUUUUGGAUUAGCAACUGGGGCACGGUCUGAGGACUGGGCGUCCUCUCUCGCGGGCUUUCCUGUGGGCAGAGGAGGACCUGGGGAGGUUGGCCAGGCCCUUGAGGGCUGCCGAGUCAGACAGUGGGAAGGGUUCAGUCCGGUAUGUGUUCUAGCAGCAAUACAGGGUGUUAUCACAGGGUGGUGUCCAUCCAUAGAGCUGAAAAACAGCCUUCAGGGAGGGACCAGGACUAGGAAUGUGCUGGGACCAGCCACAAAAGCCAGGUUGCGUUAAUCAUUCUCAAUUAAUUCACUCUCCUGCACUUGGUUAUGUGAAUUCUUCAAACCCUCACGACCAAAAGACUGCUCUGUUUCCGAGAUGAGUAUUUUAUUCAGGCUCUGUUCCCUAAACACUUAGCAAAGAAGGCCAAAGUUGGGUGGCGUCACCAUGCCCAUCUUUGAAGAUCGUCCCCAGACGAGUUGACAGCUUCCUGCCCUGAGGACUCAUUCGGUUAGGGGGGCCGUCUGUGGGGGCCCAGAUGAAGACCAUCUUUACUGCCCCACUCAUAAAAAUGCACUCAUCUCUACAGAGUGUCAGCCAUCAAAUGUUAACCCCCAUCGUUGGGCUGCGGCUUGCAUUUCACAAACCAGAAUGCCAUACGAUGGUGCUGGUCAGAUGUACCGUGAGGAAUUCGUUAGAUCAUCUUCACAUAAGUGUCAGUAGCCAGGGUCUCUCCAGAGUGUUGGCUAUAGUCUUUUGUAUGUGAACCUCAUCGUAAUCGUCAGGUUGGAGCCCGGGGCUGUGUGACUUUGGACUCAGGCUCCAUGCCUGUGCCUGUGAGGAACCCUUGGACGAAUGGAGACUGUCUGCAUCCCGGCUUCCCACCUGCCGCUGGCUGAGAGGGCUGCCCAGCAUGAGGACGUGGCCAGCGCCCUCCUUCAUCCUUCUGCUGCCGGAAAGUUGGCGGGUUCAUCUUUGUCAUCAUGGGGGUGGCCUUGAUGUUGGAAUGUUUUUGUCCGACAUUUACAGCUCUUAAAAAAUGAUGAGGAAAGUGUGUUAGUGACCAAACGUAACCUUGAGAGCAGACAGCACAAGGGUCCCUUCUGAGGUCUUUCGUUGGGUGUGCAGUGGCUGACACCUGGGAAACGGAUGCUGCCCACGGGGGACCAAAUGGGCCGGAUGCGACAGGGCUCAACCCUCUUAACCCACAGCACUGUAGGACUGGACUUGUUUCGUCUUUUUAAAACUAGAUCAUGGAGCCAAGUCAAGUGCACUUUGUCAACGUAAGGGUCUGCUUUGUUCCUUAUUAUUUUCCUCUCUUCUAACCUUUUGUUUCACUUUUUCUUUUUUUAAUUGUGUUUCUUGUCCGAUGCAGAAAUGUUCUUUCCACCACUCACUGAAGUUUUGAAUUCUGGCUUCUGAGGUUUUUAUUGUCUGUGUCAGACGUACAGCCAGACGUGGUUCUCCAUCAGCAUUUUCCAGAUUCUGUUCAAACGACAUCCACCCCUGUUCCAUUCUCUUCGCCACCCAUGCUCACCCUCACGCUCUUUGGAAAAAAAAAAAAAAAAUCACCUGUGUGUCGUAGCUCAUUUGUUUCAAGAGAGAAUCAACAGAUCAUAUUCAGUGUCUUGAAUAAAUUGCUCUAUUUUGAUAUUAGAGAA
This is a messenger RNA of Nycticebus coucang (slow loris), 7378 nucleotides long. RefSeq names its product transducin beta like 1 X-linked (gene TBL1X). Gene Ontology annotation, cellular component: histone deacetylase complex. Gene Ontology annotation, molecular function: transcription corepressor activity; protein binding. The transcript has 18 exons. NCBI's taxonomy places the organism in Eukaryota, Metazoa, Chordata, Mammalia, Primates, Lorisidae. The coding region runs from base 712 to 2313 and encodes 533 amino acids. The record is from RefSeq and is a predicted model, not a curated record. Gene Ontology annotation, biological process: regulation of transcription by RNA polymerase II.